Symsagittifera roscoffensis is the source of this 4766-nucleotide messenger RNA. RefSeq lists its product as uncharacterized. The transcript is spliced from 14 exons. NCBI's taxonomy places the organism in Eukaryota, Metazoa, Xenacoelomorpha, Acoela, Convolutidae. The coding region runs from base 2122 to 4572 and encodes 816 amino acids. The record is from RefSeq and is a predicted model, not a curated record.
GAAUGUAAUUAGCUAAUUAUAUAGAUAUGGACGAGCACGAGGGAUCCGUUGCGAACCCUGAGCCCAAAAUAGAUUUGUCGGAACUUUUAAAGCAAAUGUUGAAUCAUGACCGAGAAAGCUGCACAUACACGUUGAUCGAGUUCCCAGGGAGAAGAUGCUUGUUCUGUGAAGUUCUGUGAAGCGAACAUGAAUUAGUCAAAUGGAAAGACCAAGAAAAGGGGAUAUUUGUCAUCAAAAUUGAGGAUAUGAGAGGUGCAAACAGAAAUCAACCGGUGGACGAAGCUCAUUUUGAACUGUACAGGAAGAAAAUCGCCAGAGAUUGUUCAGAUAUUUCAAUUGCAAAAGAUCUCAUGAAGGCCAAUCUCCGCAAAUGCUGUACCUCUGUGAAAGAUAAACGAGGAAAAGUUUCGACGCCUCGAUUGGAUUUGAUCCCGAACAACAGUCAAAUCCCGAACAAUGAGAAAACUUAUCAGUUCGUUCAGAAGAAUCCGCCGCAAAUCUAUCCGAAUAUAAGCGUGUUUCCAGAUAAUGGAAAAACUUUAUGCACUCCCAGUUUUGUGCAUGAGCAUGCUUCAAAUGAAUACGCAUCUAAUAUUGCAAUAAUUAAGACCAGAAGUCACCGAUGAAAAAUCUAAAUGGAGCUUUAAGUUCAACUCAUUCGGCGACAUGUGCCGUCGAUGAACGUCCAAAACCUGGUGUCUUUGCAAUGGUGAUUCAAAUAGUUAGGUAAAUAGCAAAUAAUGACAUCAACUGGGUUCACGCGAAGCCAACGAACUGUCGCAGGAAGCUGCGAGACAGCCGAGGUUUCGAAUAAAGCAAAUAUCAUCGAGAAAGCUUCAUCCGAGGAUAUCGAUUAUUUAGCGAAUCUUUCGAUGUCGAUGAAAAUGAUCUAUUUGGCUAUGAAGUCGUACAUCCGAAAUCAGUUGGGACUGAAAACCUUGCCGUAUCAAUAGACACUUGAUUUUGCUCCAUCGCAAUUUGAAACAGCUCAAGUUCACCGUACAAAUUCUUCCAUUUUGUCUACAAUGAGGAAGAGACUGGGCUGUUGGAUCUCAAAAUAAACUAGGCUGAAGCUAUACAAAUGUAUGGCGAUAGCUGGCGAAGAGUGAAGAAAAGAGCAGUAAGGAGAGCGAUUGAAAACAUCACCAUUCGAGUGUUUGAGGAUCUCAGAGAAGACCAAGCUAUGGGUGAAUAUGUUACGAUAAACAAGGUGUUUGAUAGAGAUCACCCUCGGGGCUUCCGAGUUCUGGCAAAAGCAGUACUCUCAGAUGAAACUAUGGACAAUGUUCAGCGCUUCAGACCGACACUAACGACUUCGCCAGUGUAUUGAAAUGGGUCUCUACAGUUCAACAAGGUGGGCGUUCCCAUCAGGAUCGAAAUAGUUGAUGACUUGAUUGAAGAAUUGUUACGUGACGAAUUUACGACUAGAUUAGGGUCGGUUUGAGUUCAACAGUCUCGAGGUCUACAGAAAGCAGCAAUAGAUAAUAAAUAGUAUCUUCAGUAAUUUUGCUGGCUCUAUUUUUUCUUCGAGAAUUAAAAUUUAAUACUUUCUUGUGUACUGAGUUGUGUGAUGAUGCGCCGAUUGGCUGCUGUGCAGUUUUGUUAAUUUUUGAAACUUUAACUUUCGUCUGAAGAAUUCUGAGUUCAUAGAAUAACUUCAAUUUCCAAUAAGGAAGUUCUGAACGAAGGAUGUAUUUUGACUUGCAUGCAUGCAUGUGAGUGUUGAUUUUCACUGGUUUGUAUAGCGAGUUCCCUGAGCACCCAGUUGGUAAGGCGAGUUGCCCAAGAUUGUACUUAAUAAAUGUUUGGAACUGCAAGGUAGCCAAGAUCAGAGGCCGAGGCGAAGAAUGUCAAAUAGGCAUUCGCCGAAGUGAAAAAAGACUCGAGAAAUUCCUCAGGUUUCUGUGGUUUUGCGAGACAUCUUUUUUUAGAUAUCUGAGAAUGAACGAUUUAGUAGUCGACAUCAUGAAUAUAUGAAGUGAAGCACAGUGACUUCAAGUCAAUUUUGAUCGAUGUGUGUCACAAAUUGAGAAUUGCGAUGGGGCCUAGGCCCCAUUUGGAUCAAAUGCUAAAUUAAUUCAGUCGUUAGACAACAACAAGCUUUUCUUGUGACUUUGAAAAAUGGACAUUGACUUUGAAAACAAUCUGAUUCAAGCCAGCGGGGAAUACAAAGAGAAAAUGAAUUUUCUCGUUUUCCUGAGAAAAAUGCUGUAUCACGACUGUAAAACCAUAGGAUGUGGAUUUAAAUUUCCACCAGUAGAGGAACCACUAUGGUGCCAUGUUUAUAGAGAGCAGCUAGUGGGAUGGGUGGACAUAAAUGAACAAAUUUUCUUCAUCAAGCUCUUCGACGAUCGAAAGACGGAAAACAAGCAUCAAUUUGAACCAGAAGCUGGAUGCAAAUCUAAGAGUCAUUUUGAGCUCUACGCAAAGUAUGUGUCUCGCAAACAUGGCAUCUCUCCUGACAAAGCUAAGAGUAACAUGAAAGCGACGCUGAACAAACAAGUGAAGGAAGGAAAAUUGAGAUCAGUCAGUGGGGAGUCAGAGACGAACCGAAAGGAGUACCAGUUCAUAACUCCACCUUCGCCCUCUUACCAAGGGGGAUCCAGCAUCGAAAACAUUACCCCUCCUCCUCCUGCGCAGCAGCACUUCUUGACUCAUUCCCAGUGGGGGGCUGCUCCUACAACUACAUCUCAAUAUUAUUCACAACCAAAUCUAGAGUCUUAUCCUAGUACAUUUUCUGGCUCCACGAAUUUUCCUUUACAUGAACAAAACUAUGGUCCGACAAUGUAUGCUGGCCAGAACCCCCAGCCGCAAUUGCAUCGUCCAGAUGAAUACAAAAUUGAGAAUUCCCCGUCUAAAUGUACUGCUCUGCACUGUGGAAUGGAGGUGCUUGCAUCAGGUACCGUAUCCUCUUCAACAUCAGCGCAGCAGCAGCAGGAACAUGUUCCAUAUCAAAACGAGACCUUUAAUCAGAAUCAGUCCAAUUUCGUUUUUCUCAGUGAAGAAAAUUGGCAUUCACAAAGUAACUAUCAAGCACAGGCUACAAUGUCUGAACUUCAGGCUAAUCAGUAUCCAGUCUACUGUCUCACAAAAAACGAGCUGCCCGACUCGGCUGGUGUACACAUGCCAAUGGAAACUAGUAGUACCACACGAUUUCAGUUCCAACAACAGCCACCAGUGACACAAAUGCAGCAGAGUGUUACCCAACCAACUAGUUUUUGUCAAAUGCCGAAUGACCCGAGCUUGCUUAAUGACCCGAGCUUGCAGUCGUCCCGGUUUCCGGAUAACCAGUAUCUCUGUUUCCAAAAUGCUCCUGGGAGCAGUGGAUCCUCCUCGGUUUCUGUUCCGCCGACAAAGAUGUCUAAAGUUGAACAGUUGGUUAGCGAAUUCAGAGACAUUGAUGCACUAGCUACUGGGGAUAUUGGAGCCUCUCCUUUUGUAAAGCAAGAUCCAAUAAGCUAUCAUGGCUCUGAGAGUUUUCCUCAGGGGGCAUAUGAGAAUCGAUAUUCUCAAGAGAAUCGUAGCCAAUUAGCUGCUCCAUGGGAUCCGGCAGAUCUUUUUGAAUCGGGUUCCGAUCGGUCGUUUCAAUUGAAGGAGGAACCCAAUAAAACACCACUACGUACGCCAAGAGCUAAUUUAGAAACGUUUGAGCGAUUUUUGCAAACAGAGGAAAAAAUAAACUUUGAUCGAUUAGCAGACGAAGAUUUUCAGCUGCUAAAACAAUACCACCAAGAAGUUAAAAACUCAUGGAAACCGUUCAUCAAGGACAUGACUGUGCACGUUUAUAUUCGUGCGAGGAAAGACGAAAAGAUGCGUAAAGUACAAACAGAAAUUGUGUAUGAAAACAAAAGUAAAGGAGGUUUCAGAUUCGUCUCAACCAAUCCUAACUCUGAAGUUGAUCUCGAGGACGUGCAUAGAUUUGGACCCUCGAGACUUGGCGAAACAAAGCUUAAGGCAGUGAAUCUUCAUAAUGGGGAACCUGUAGACAACGACAAUGUGCAAAAGUGCUUAGAGACGUUCGGGCAAUCGGGAAUUGUUUUCAUUUGGAAAUGCUACGAUCCCCCUGAUAAUCUUGAGCGAGCAGUUGGCAAUAGAGACAUUGCAGCUAUGCUGUGUUGGAGGCUCUACUGUUACCGAAUAUGCAAGGGCUACCACUCUAGAGAUGCAGCAGAAAAAAAACGCAUGGACGCGAGUAAGAAAGUGAAGAUGCUGGACAUGUGCAUGGCUGGCUCAGGAGAAGAAACAGGUCGGGAACUGAAGAUUCAUAGUGGCUUCGAGCUGGUGUUCGACUUGCUGACACAAAUGCUGAGUGCACUGAAUAUCAGAAAAAAAUGUCAACAAAAUGAGUCAGAGGAUAUAGCCGAAACGAAAGAGAUGAAAGAAACGAAGAAAUGCCUGAGCAUCCGUUUGGGCAUGUACAGUACAUCGAAGUGUGACUCAUCUGGUCUGCCGAUGCGAGUUGAAAUUAAAAACAACUUCAUACAGGACCUCGUCAGUGGACAAGCUAUGACUCAUUUAGAGGACUGUUCCAGAUCGAACAAGACAAGGUCUGUGCUGGAUAGCAAUGUGUGAGAGUCGUGUGAGACAACCGACUAGAAAAUUUCAUAAUCAGUUUUUUGCCACAAAACAGUGAAUUAAAUCAUUUAUAUUUAUGCUUUCAGCUCUUCCAAAUUUUCUAUUUUACUGUUUGAUUGAUUAUAAUGUAACUUUCAGUGUCAGUUGUUUUAAAUUACUUGUUUUCCAACUUUGUAAAAAAAAUUCUUUUU